UGGAGUAUGUGAGAAGCUGCCAGAGGAAUCACUCAUAUUUUAAUUUCUGCUUCACCAGAUGCUCCUGCCCUGCCCUGUGCCUCCAGGAGUGUGACCCCCCCAGUCCUGGAGCACCCCACAGCCGAGAUGGUGGCCUUUAACUGGAAGGCUCUGGAGAACUUCCCACUGCUGAUGUACAUUUUGGCAGCUAAAACAUUGAUCCUUUGCUUGGCCUUUGCUGGAGUCAAAAUGUACCAGAGCAAGAAAAUCGAGGAGAAACUGAAGAGGGAACGAGAAGAGAAGCUGAAAGCGGAAGCAGAGAAGAAGGAUGAGUGAAGAGUCCCUCAGGUGUGGAAUUGAUCUCAGUUCCUGGGCUUUGAGGAUGCCCUUGUUCCUCCCAGUGGGAUUGAUUUGGAAUGUGAAAUUGGAAUAUGAUGAGCUCUUGGAAUAUUUGGGACUCAUUCUUUGUGGGACUUGCAUGAACCACUGUCCUGUUUGAGGAUAUUUUAGCACAAUAUUCCCUCUCUGUUUUUAUCUCCCUGGAUUUCCAUGCCUGAUUCACAAAGAGGGGGGAUAAAUUUGGAAUAACUGCAGGGGAGCAGCCAGGCAGGAUGCUACAAUCAGAACUCUGGGCCUCAAGGCACAAAAUAAAGAGAGAAAAUAAUCAGCCUUU
Messenger RNA from Pseudopodoces humilis (Tibetan ground-tit), 652 nucleotides. It is a transcript of the gene SMIM11, whose product is annotated as small integral membrane protein 11. NCBI's taxonomy places the organism in Eukaryota, Metazoa, Chordata, Aves, Passeriformes, Paridae. The record is from RefSeq and is a predicted model, not a curated record.